AUGAAACAUAAGGUUAAGGUAAAAAAUGGAAAGAAAAAAAAUACAGUCCAAGAUGAAGAAUAUUUAAGUAGGGAAAUCGAAAAAGAAGGCAGACUAAAGAGCGAGCAAAUGAGUGAACAAAUGAGUGAACAAAUGAGUGAACAAAAGAGCGAACCAAAGAGCGAACCAAAGAGCGAAAGAAAAAACGAACUAGUGAACGAACGAAAAAAUCAAGUUAAACUGCAAGACGAAAGAAGCAAAGAAGCAAGUGAUCCGAAAAGCAGUGAAGAAAAGAACCAAAGAAUACCUUGCGGAUUGUCAUUACCCAAGUCAAACACUAGUUGCACGCAAUCAAAACAUAAUUUAGGCCAACUACUCGGCAUGUAUUGUUCCAGUGAUGAAGAAAACGAAGGAAAAUCUAAUCAAGGAAAUUCUAGUGAAAGAAAUUCCGAAGAAAACAAUUCCGAAGAAAACAAUUCUGAAGAAAACUAUUCCGAAGAAAAAAAAUCUAAAGAAAAAAAAUCUAAAGAAAACAAUUCUGAUCAAGGCAAUGAUAUAAUACACGAUAACAAGAAUCAUAGUCAUUGGUAUAAAAAAGCUAAAGACAAUAAAUAUAAUCAUCAACAAGUCAAAGAAAAAAAUGAGAACAAAAAUAAAAAGGGAAAGGAACUUGUACAAAAUAUUAAUAAGGAAGAAGCAGAAAAGGCUGAAAUGAGGAAUAAUUACAGCGAAAUAUUAAGCAAGGACUCCAGUAGCGAUCAAUAUGAUGCAUAUACCGAAAAUUGUAUCAACAGAAAUGACCUUACAGGUAAUGAGAAGAAUCAAAAAUUGAAGCGUAUCAACAUAAAUGCGAAUAACUCAUUACACAAAAUAUAUAAACAAAAUUAUAAUGAUAUAAAAAAAGAACAUUCACGUUCUAAUGAAACUAAAAUUGUAACUGGCAAUGUGGAUAGUACUUAUGAGAAUUAUCAACUUAAUACAUGUCAAAAUAAUAGUAAUUAUUUCCCAAGUUUUAAUUAUUAUAAUGCGGGUAGUUGUAAUAUGAGUAGCAACCCAUACGACUAUAGUGUGAGCAAUAUGUAUAAUUCCAACAUGAAAAACCCGCACAGUUAUAGUUCGAACAACCCACACAACUAUAAUGCAAAGAAUAACAUAAAUGUAAAAAAAAAGUCUGAAAAAUUCAACUGUUUAGGGUUUUCAAAAAACAAAGAGAUGAAUGUGGAUUUAGCAAAUAUUCCAGUAGUAGAUCAAAGGGAAAUUUUAAGUGACUGGAAACCGAAUAUCAUACAAGAGGAAAAAAAAAAUCAAAAGUAUAAUAUAAAAACAAAGGUUUAUAAUGCCGCUAAUAAUACAUUUGAUAAAGUUAUUAUUCAUGGGAAAAAUCAGAAACGAAAACAUCAAAUAAAUUGGCUAGCUAAAGAAGCAGUUGAAAAAGAAUAUGAAAUUUUGCAGAAAACAAACUGUACUAAAAGGAGAACAGCUAACGACAAAUAUGGGUGGUAA
Molecule: messenger RNA, 1482 nt
Organism: Plasmodium malariae
Lineage: Eukaryota; Apicomplexa; Aconoidasida; Haemosporida; Plasmodiidae
Product: conserved Plasmodium protein, unknown function
Exons: 1
Coding region: 1-1482 (493 amino acids)
Source: RefSeq, a predicted model, not a curated record